Messenger RNA from Aspergillus niger, 1626 nucleotides. RefSeq lists its product as uncharacterized. Gene Ontology annotation, molecular function: metal ion binding. The transcript is spliced from 5 exons. Bases 1 to 1626 code for a protein of 541 amino acids. NCBI's taxonomy places the organism in Eukaryota, Fungi, Ascomycota, Eurotiomycetes, Eurotiales, Aspergillaceae. The record is from RefSeq and is a predicted model, not a curated record.
AUGGUUGUCUGCACGUACUUCCAGCAGGGGCGGUGCAGAUUUGGAGACCGUUGCAAGAAUGAGCACCCUAGCCAGCAGACAUUGAGCUCCGGCAACCGUUUUGGAGCACUUGCUGGGGGAGGUUUCGGAGGCCGUGGCGCUCAGACUCAGCAAUCUGCAGACUAUGGAAUAACUACGACGGACAUCAAGGCCGAUCUUACCGCCGGUAAAGGCCGGCCAGAAUGGAUUUUCUCCUGCUACGGUCCUGGAAGAAACGCCCCAAGGCAACUGUUUGGAGGCACUAGCCGAGAGCGGAGUUUUGAAGAACUGCGACUGCGCCAUUAUGAAGCUGCCGCCGCAGGUAACGCUGACCAGGCAGUCCAAGAAGCUCAAGCUCUAUAUGCGGAGGCCUUGAAGCAGAUGGAUGUCAUCCUGAAUGACCUCAAUGGCGCUGUAAAGAUUGACAUCGUGGAGGGCAAGACCGGCCCAACUUCCACCCAAGCGCCUUCUGCUUUCGGUCAGCCCUCGCAACCUAGCCAACCUUCACCAUUCGGGCAACCCGCUGCUCCCAGCUCAGCACCGGCUUUUGGUCAGCCUUCAGGGCUAGGUAGUCAACCCUUCGGCAAACCCUCUGCGUUCGGUCAGCCGUCAGCCUUCGGGCAGCCCUCGGCCUUGGGGCAAACAUCUGGUUUGGGGCAAGCAUCUGGCUUUGGACAACCUAGUGCUUUAGGUCAAGGGUCUGCAUUUGGACAGCCGUCAGGCUUAGGAGGGCAGCCGGCAUUCGGUAAACCAGCCUUUGGCCAACCUAGCUUUGGUCAGCCUUCUACCGGCCAGUCUUCAUUUGGCCAACCCUCGUCUCUUGGGACAUCAGCAUUCGGGACACCUGGUGCGGCCUCCCCAUUUAGUCAGAUAUCAGCACCUAGCCAGCAACCAAGCGGCUUUGGCCAGUCCGCUGGACAAGCUUCACCGUUCGCGCAGGUCGGGAGUCAAACCCCCGCCGCGUCUUCUGGCUUCGGUCAACCCUCGACAACACAGCCGGUUGGUUUCGGCCAACCAUCACAGACAGCUUCCCCUUUUGGUCAACCUCAACAGCAACAGCAGCAGCAACCGCCUUCAAACCCUUUUGGUCAACCAUCCACGGCCCCAGCCCCGAGUCCCUUUGGAGCUCCAAGCCAACCAGCUGCACCUUCAGGAUUUGGACAGCCAGCUAGCGGGUUCGGACAGUUGGGCCAGUCGGCGCCUGCCCCUGCUCUUGCAUCCACACCAACAGCUACCGCAGGAACCGGCCCUCCUGCCAUCAUUAAGAUAGACAACCCCAAUGAGCUGCACCCCAUCCCACCGCUGACGGGUCAGACCAUCCGCGACCCUAUGACCAAGAGGCUUUCAGCUUGGAAGGGACAACCGGUCAAGUACAUCAACAACGAACCCUGCUAUCUACAUCCGCAGGAUCGUCAGACCUACGUCCGCAUCUUCUUUCCAGAUGGGCCGCCUGACGCAGCCAGCUUAAGGGAUGCGCAUGGAAAGGACGAGGAGUAUACGGUUGAGGUCACCGAGCAGUACGAGUUCUUUGUGAAAAACGGAUGCUUCAAGGACGGAGUGAUUCCGAGCGUGCCCCCGAAGACAGAAUGGGUGAGCUUCGACUUUUAG